Jaculus jaculus (lesser Egyptian jerboa) is the source of this 2564-nucleotide messenger RNA. It is a transcript of the gene Efcab7, whose product is annotated as EF-hand calcium binding domain 7. Lineage: Eukaryota; Metazoa; Chordata; Mammalia; Rodentia; Dipodidae. Bases 435 to 2321 code for a protein of 628 amino acids. Gene Ontology annotation, molecular function: calcium ion binding. The record is from RefSeq and is a predicted model, not a curated record. The transcript is spliced from 15 exons.
GGGAGUCUGGGACCGGAAUUCCUAUCUAGUCCCUGCCUAGUUCCAAUGUGACAGCUCUUCGCUGUUGUGCCCAUCGCAGCCUCGUGGCAGAGGAGUAACAGUGCUGGGACCUCUCUUUGGAUCAACGGUCCCUAGAUUUCUAGUCGGACCCCUUGGGUCAGGGCUCUGUAUCUUAUUUCCGGCGGCGGAGAGGAGCAGUUGCUAUAGUAAUUAGAGAAAGACUGCGUCUGUCGGGCUGCUCCGAGAAGACUGCGGUUUUGGCUGCGCCCCGGGGUUUGUGAGCUGAGAUGAGAAAGGAAAAGAAUAGGAAUCUGGAACAUUUCUGCCAAGGAGUUUCCAUGUGAGAAUAACCUUUUAAGGAAAAAGAAUUGGCAGAAGAUCCAACUUAAUAAUAAUAAUAAUAAUAAUAUAUUUUAAAAUUGCUUUCUGUCAGAAUGGCUGCCAGCCCAGGAAACGAUGCAGUUUUUACCUGUCAGAAAUCAACGCUUUCAGGGAUUCCUGGGACCAAGAAGUCUCCACUAAGUGAAGAGGAGAUAUUUUAUAUGAAUUGUAGAGCUGCCUACUUAACUGUCUUCAAGAGCAGCUUAGAAAAUAUUAUUUCUAAAGACCAACUUUGCCUGGCUCUUCAGCAUGCAGGAAGAAAUCCAUCCCAAAAGAUCAUUAAUAAGUACUGGACUCCUCAAACUGCCAAAUUGAAUUUUGAUGAUUUUUGUAUAAUUUUAAGAAAGGAAAAACCUACUUCAAAAGCAGAAUUGCUAGAAUCAUUUAAACAGUUAGAUGUAAAUGAUGAUGGCUGUAUUUUACACACGGACCUUUAUAAAUUUCUAACAAAGAGAGGUGAGAGGAUGACUCAAGAAGAAGUAAAUGCCAUAAUCAAUCUGGCUGAUGUAAAUGCUGAUGGCAAGUUUGACUACAUUAAAUUCUGUAAAUUAUAUAUGACAACCAAUGACCGAUGUCUCAAGACUACACUAGAAAAACUAGAGGCCAACAGGAAACUGAGGCUUCAACAGUUUGGAAGCCACUUUGAAGGGUCCCCUGAAAGAGACCCAUCACCAGUACCAAAACCAUCACCUAGAGUCAUAAGAAAAAGUGACCAGGAAACAGUCUCAAAUAAAGGUGAAAUAAGGAAUUCCUUGCUGUCAGCAACUAGAAAGUUCAAAGCAUCUGUUUCCUUCAUGAUCACAUUAGCUGCCAAUAGUAACCAAAAUGCAAGGUUGAUGGAGCCAAACUUAAAGGACUGGCAAUGUGUACAAUCCAAAGGCUGCUUCUUUUUAGAAGAUGAUGGUGAAAUCAUUAGUCACCAAUACAAGAUGCAAAUAGCUCAAAGGUCCAUGGUUUAUCUAACAAUUAAGCCAUUAAAUUUGAGUCAAGUAGAAGGAAAAUCAUCUCCAUGGCUAUCCGUUGACACUGCUUUAUAUGUUGUAAAGGAAAGUGAGAGUGAGGCCCAUCCACAGCUCGUGUGCUUCACUGACCUGCGGAACAGAGAAGUGUUUGGAUGGACUGGUGAACUUGGACCUGGGAUUUACUGGUUAAUUCCUUCCACAACUGGCUGUAGGCUGAAGAAAGAAAUCAAACCAAUCACAGAAGAAGUUCAACUUGUGUAUAGAGAUGAAGCAGGGAGAUUAUGUCUUACAAGUGAAUUUAGGUCAACUUUAUCAGAUGUAUUUGAAGUAAUUGAUUUAGAUGGAAAUGGUUUUCUCAGCCUUGAAGAAUACAAUUUUUUUGAAUUGAGGACAAGUGGUGAAAAAUGUGAUGAAGAUGCUUGGGCGGUCUGCAGAGAGAAUUUUGAUACAAAGAAGAAUGAAUUAACAAGACAAGGGUUCUUGGAUUUGAAUCUGAUGGAAGCCAAUGAUCGGGAAGGAAAUCCUCUUGAUCUGUGGGUAACUCUUCAUGCAAUGGGCUAUAAUAAGGCUCUGGAGCUAACAGAGGCAUGUCCGUUUGUCAUUGAUCUUUAUGCAGAGAAGUGCAAGCCACGAAUUAAAGCUGUCCUUAUGGAAGCAUGCAGUGGACAACUCGAGAAGGCCAUCUGUAAAUGUGUCCAUAGUAGAGGUGAUGCUAAAGUAAUGGAUGGCUAUGACAAUAUAAUCAUACAUACUUUCAGUUGUGACACUUGGAUAACAUCAACUAUUGAAAAUAAGUCAGAUAAUAAAGUAAUUAUUCACAUCAACAAUGAGCUGAGUGAAAACUGUGUCAACAACAGAGGUCUCAACAUAUUUGCAGUAGAAGUGGCCCCAAAGUCAACAAUGGUUUGUCAGCAUGUAAUGCCUCUGAAUGAACAACAAGAAUGGAUAUAUCAUUGUGUGUUUUCCCUUAUAUCUUAAAUCAUUCCACUUGCAGACACCAACCCAAGAGCGCCUUUAGAAUGAGUUUGCUGCUUAUUCAUUCACUAAGUACUACUCAAUUUAGCAUACUUAACUAACACACUAAUUUAUAUGCAUUUAUAUGUCAUGCCCAUGUUAUAUACUUUCUUAUUAAAAUAUAAAUGUUUUAAAUGUGUUCCUGUCUUGUUAAUUUAUUAGGAAAUCUAAGUAUAUUUUUUAUUAUGAAUAGUAUGCCAAAAGAAA